GCCGAAGAUGAUGUGCAUCGCUCGUCGACAUGCAGCGCUCCUUCAAGUUCGCGAUCCUCAGCGCACUCGCUGCCGCUGCGGCGGUCCUCGCGUGUCCGGGCGAGGAACACAACCAUAUCCACGAGCACAGGAAGCGUGAGUAUCCACAGGUCCCUCUGACGCCUCCGACGCGGCCUUUGGUGUGGUCGGAUGUCAACGUCAUUCAUACAACGGACAGCCAUGGAUGGCUCUUGGGUCACCAGCAUCUUUCGUUCCCGGAGCCCAACUAUAGUGGGGACUUCGGUGACUUCGCAUCGUUCGUGACGCACAUGAAAGCGAUCGCUGAGGAAAAGGACGUCGACCUUCUGCUGAUCGACACCGGUGACCUGCACGAUGGCACAGGUCUGUCGGAUGGGUUCCCUCUGGGCCAGGUCGAUGGCCGCGAGACGAACAAGUUCAUCAUGGACCUUCCGUACGACGUCCUCACUAUCGGCAAUCACGAGUUGUACGACUACGCAAACACGUACGACAUGUACACGAACUUCGCACCGUACUGGAACGGCCGGUACCUCUCUUCGAACGUGAAUAUCACCGUCUACGCGGGUAGCGGUAACGAGACGAAGAGUGUUCCGGUUGGUGAGAGAUACGUCAAGUUCAAGACAAGGAAGGGUCGCUCCGUGACCUCCCUCGGUGUCCUGUACGACUUCACGGGCAACGACGUCAACACGACUGUGCAGACUGUUUCCAAGAUGGUCAAAGAAGACUGGUUCACUGAAGCCAUCAAGGAUGAACCCGAUUUCUUCCUGCUCCUAGGACACAUGCCCGUCCGCUACGACAACUGGCCGACCGUGUACGACGCCAUCCGCAAGGUGCACAAGUACACGCCCAUCCUGAUAUUCGGUGGCCACACUCACAUUCGUGACUGCACUCAAUUCGACGGUCGUUCUAUGGCCCUCGAGAGUGGUCGCUACAUGGAGACUGUUGGCUGGUUGAGCGCGAACCUCAGCGGCACGGAGAAGGAGAACAUCACAUUCACUCGGCGCUACCUCGAUGCCAACCGUGUUACAUACGAGUACCACACGAACACGAGCAACAGUACCUACGACACUACUGCCGGUCAAAACAUCACAUCGGGCCUUCAGCAGCUGUGGAAUACGUAUGAUCUAGGCUUCCUGUACGGCACGGCCCCUCAGGACUACACCCUCUCUCGCGAUCCCUACCCGUCAAACGGCUCUGUCCUUUCUCUUCUGGUUUCCGAGGCCCUGCCGUACGUGCUCACCAUCAACAACACACGCAUGAACGUCCCGAACAUCAUCCUGACCAACUCCGGCGAGCUGCGCUACGACAUCUUCGAGGGCACCUUCAACAAGAACGACCAGCUCACGGCGCUGCCCUUCGCUGACUCCUUCCUGUACAUCCCGAACAUCACAUCAGGAAAAACUCUCCUACGAAUCCUGCCAGGGCUCAACAAGGGCGGCGAGAACGACCGGCGGCGCUCGCUCGACCUGCUUGAGCGCGAGACAGAGCGCUAUGCACGGGGCGACGUAAGUGUGCGAUACAACGCGUGGCUGGAGGAGAUGAGCGCGAGGAGGAUUCGGUCGAGGGCUGACGAUGACAACCUCACUCUGGGAUAUGUCACGUCUGAUCAAUGCCCCGGCGUCGGCGACGACACUCCCCACACCGCCCUUCCUUACCAUUCGAGCCCGGACUACAUCUCGUCCGACGCGCCCAGCGUGUUGAACGACACCCUCGUCGACCUCGUCUUCAUCGAUUUCAUCGAGGAGGACGUGAUUGACAUACUGAACAACGUCCAGAGCGACAAGACGUACACUCAGUCGGAAGUACUGUCCUACUCGCCGAUCCUUGCCAGCGCCGUGCUCGGCUUGUACGCCCAAGAAUACUGGAACUGAGUGGGUUCGCGACAACAUGUACAGUAUGGUAGUAUCUUGGCGUGCUCUUUAACAUCGUGUGAAGACCUGGUUGUUUCAGCAAUCUGCCUAGCAUACUUAUGCGGACCGCCUGUUGCACCAGGGUCGAUGCCGCGGCGUUCAAUCUCGCGGUCGAAGACACAUGUAGUCUAGAUUGUCUUGGGUGAAACGACUCAUAAAUCGUCUUCUGUGUCAAGUUUGACAAGUCGUACGGCAACCACACAAUCUGUCAACAAUUGUCACGGAUACACAUUGCUACCAGUUUUCAACCUCAUAUAAUAAGUUAGAUUGUGCGAUUGAGGCAUGAAGGUGCUCUCAUGACGGAGCAGUCCCUGUCAAUUACAGUUAGAGAGAACGCAAAUACCAUGGAGUGUGAACCUAGAUCACCUUCAUUGCCACAUCCAGUGCC
Molecule: messenger RNA, 2316 nt
Organism: Fomitopsis serialis
Lineage: Eukaryota; Fungi; Basidiomycota; Agaricomycetes; Polyporales; Fomitopsidaceae
Product: Metallo-dependent phosphatase-like protein
Exons: 21
Coding region: 30-1889 (619 amino acids)
Biological process (GO): nucleotide catabolic process
Cellular component (GO): cytosol
Molecular function (GO): hydrolase activity
Source: RefSeq, a predicted model, not a curated record